UUACUCUACUUGGCAUCCUGCAUAUGCCAUGGCAACUGCUUGAGAGCUUUCACCUGUUCACUGUUCUGACCCUGUGCUGCCUGUUGGGCUAUUGGUUGCUCUUAAGAAGCGCCCCAGGUGAGACCCAGGCGCGUGCCAUGGCGCUGCCAGCGGGGAAGGUUCACUUCAAGGCGUCUGAGGAGUGGCGCGAGGUCCUGCCACACCACGUGCUGCCCAACGGCCUGGAGAUCCGCUUCGACCUGGCCUCGGGACGGAACUUCGCUCGGCUGGGUGGAUCCCAAUCCACGGGAUCUCGCUCGGAUGGCUCGGAUGAGGCGAGCGUUGUGAAGCUCCUGUGUGAUGCGGCCACAUGGGGAAAACAGGAGCGAGUGGAGCAGGCCCUGCAGAGCUGUCACUUCCGGCCCGAGCUGCUCUCGGCGCCCCUGGCCGAAGCUGCAGGACGCGGACACCUGGAGGUGUCGCAGGCCCUGGUGACGGCGCGCGCGGAUCCCCUGGGCAAAGGCCCCAAGGGCGUCACGGCCUUACACCGCGCCGUCAUGGAAGGACACGAGGAGGUGGCCCAGGUUCUGCUGCGGCAGUGCCACGCACUGGGCGUGGAGAACCCCCUGGCCGUGGAGGAUGACCUCGGGCGGACCUGCUUGGAUUGCGCCAUCGAACAGGACCUCCAUGGCGUGGCACGGCGUUUGAAGGCGCUCGAAGCAGCGACAGAGGUCGAGUCAGAGGUGCCACCGACUCAGCUGCGGAGUAUCAGCGUGGACUGAGAUGCACGCAAUGUGGGGGCCCCCACAGUUGUGUUUGUUGGUUUAUAA
Cladocopium goreaui is the source of this 809-nucleotide messenger RNA. The record is from the annotation of a GenBank genome assembly. NCBI's taxonomy places the organism in Eukaryota, Dinophyceae, Suessiales, Symbiodiniaceae.